UCUCACAGUGAUGCUGAGUCCAGAAGGAGGUCUCGCCAUCCCAGGAGGCGUUCAAGAUCUGCAGUGAGGUUUGCAGAAUAUGCUGAUCGUGAUGAUGAUGACCUACAUGAGCUCCAUAGAUCUGUACGAGAUCUCAAUACAAGUCAAGCGAGACUCGAAGAUGAUUUGAAUCAUGAAAUUUCUAGAAGAACAAGGAAUGAGAUUGAUCAGACUCGUAGCAUGGAGAGCCUUCGUAGUAGCCUUGCUAGUAGACCCCCUCCCACAGAUCCUUUAACUAGUGUGGAUCGAAGACUUCAAAGUCUAGAACA
Messenger RNA from Owenia fusiformis, 308 nucleotides. The record is from the annotation of a GenBank genome assembly. Lineage: Eukaryota; Metazoa; Annelida; Polychaeta; Sabellida; Oweniidae.